UUUACAAGGCAAACAAAUUCAUGGUGGGAUACAAAUAGGGCAAAAGGUCAUUGGAACUUCGGCUGGUCGUUGCAUGAGAGAUGAGCGUAGUUUAGUUCAAGUUAUGGUCUCUAGGUCAUAUCUAACUCCUUGCGUUAUAUGUGAUGAGAAGCUGUGUGGAAAGGCCCUAUCAUGUAUGGUGUGUGAAGAUAAAUAUCACCCUUGGUGUUUUAAAGCUCGGGACCAAAUGUUAUUUGGCCAUCCACUUCAUUCUGAUCACAUGAUCAUCAUUUCAUUGAAAAGCAGAGGAUCUGAGUGCAUUGCUUGCAAACUAAAGAUUGUAGAGUAUGGCUAUCAUUGUGAAAUUUGCAAAGUCAAUUUCCAUGUGAAAUGCAUCAAAGGGGUGCAGGUAUCAGGAAUUGGGUCUCACAAGCACACUCUCUAUAACUUCUUGAUGGAUGAUAACUCGCAGUUCACUCCAACUUGUAAUGUUUGUGCAAGACUGUGUGGUGUGUCACUCUACGGAUGUAUUGAUUGUAACUUCAGUGCCCAUGUUGAGUGUAUUGGGUUCCCUAUUAAUGUGAAAAACCAACGGCAUCGGCAUAUUGUCACACAGAUGUAUUCUAUGUUCAAUGAUAGGAAAUGUUGUUUUCUAUGUGGAUCAAAGGGAAGGGAUUGGAUGUAUUCUUGCAAGAAUUGCAGUCUUGUUUUUCAUAUGGAAUGCAUAAUUCCCAUGGGUUACCGCAAGGCUGCCGGAGAGGAGAAAGAACAGCAACAAAUAUCUAUUGUUGAUAUUGAUCUCCAGAAGCUUCUUGGACCAAAAAUUGAAUAUCAGUUUGUUUGACUUCUAUAUCAAUGCCUAAAAAAUUCCUAUCUUUGUUUGGUUUCUAUUUUUCACCGAGGUCAACUAGUCUCUUUUUUUUUCAUCACUACACUUUGGGAAGAUUGUUUCUUCAUCAGGCUUUGUCUCUAA
Molecule: messenger RNA, 952 nt
Organism: Raphanus sativus (radish)
Lineage: Eukaryota; Viridiplantae; Streptophyta; Magnoliopsida; Brassicales; Brassicaceae
Product: protein VACUOLELESS GAMETOPHYTES
Exons: 2
Coding region: 74-823 (249 amino acids)
Source: RefSeq, a predicted model, not a curated record